AAAACACAUUUCUUUGUGGAUUUUACUAAAAACAUGUUGAAUAGAGGCACAAUUCAGAAUAGAUGAGAACUUUUUUUUCAUCGAAAGGAAGACAACUGACAAAGCUUUAGGGUAAUACCAAUAAUUCCAUACGCCCCAAAACUGACGAACGCCUGAAUCCAUCGCGUGGUGACACAACCUUUUUUGAAGAGACAAGAGAAGGCGGAUACAACGAUAGCUAGAGCUUCAAAAGGCUGGUUGGCGUCAGCAGCUUCUCAGUUAUCUCAACUGUUCACAUCAGUUUGUAGGCGGACGGCGUAUGAGUGUGUUAGUUUCAUGUUUGUGGAAGACGGGUGAAGCGAAAGAAGGAGAAACAGAAAAACUUUGACAGUCAAUAAUGUCAUUGGUGGGUGCAGUCAUAGUAGUUCUGCUCUUGAUGCAAGGUUUGGUCAUACCGUCACAGUGUGACCUGGAUUGCUAUGAAUCGCAUUAUUGGCGUCGAAAACACAGCUUCGAACAAGUUAUGAAAGAGCCAAUAGAGGAGGGAAGGAUCGUCAACCGCACGUGUGAUUUAAAUCGCCAAUCCUGCAUUCGCUGGUUUGCGUGGCACAGCCAUCGACAAUUUAUUCUUCAAUGUUACAUCAAGGAAAUAAAUAACUCGUCCUGUGGAGUUGUCAAUUCAACUUUCUCCAGCUUCUCAAUAAGGUCAGACGAAAAAACUGGAUCUAGUACUCUCUCCUUUACGGCAAACAGACAGCUUAAAGCUGUGCAGUGUGACUAUGAAACAAAGUUUGGAAUUUUGACCUACUCCAGACCAGAAAACCUGACGUGCAGUAGCCCAGAGUACACGAACAACAGCAACACAGUGUCUGUGACGUGUGUAACCAGUGACCUAUUUCCUACUGACCCCCGAUGUGUGCUGUAUAGACAGACAGAUGGUGCCAGCAAAAGGAAAAACAACACGUGAACAUGGGUUCGGACUUUGUGAUGACGUUGCAGGACAUGACCCCACAAGCAGAGGUUGGCGAGAGACAUUACAGUAACGUUUCAGUGACAUCAUCGGCGUCAAAAGCCAAGAAGAAAGGUCAAAGUCCACGUCAAGGUCAAAACUCAAAAGUUGGAUUCUAUGAUGUGAUUCCUGCUCAGACAAGACAUUUGUCUGCCUCCAAUGUAUACCAGGAUGUCGAGCCAGAGUCUAACUAUAGUAACGUAGGCUGUGCUGAUGGUCAGUCUGCCUCAGCCCCGGACGAUGGCGACACGGAGGAAAUCUACACCAACGGGUCCGUGUGUGGUGGACAGUGAUAGAGGGGAGAGAGUGGGACACUUUAUGUCGUGUGUGUCAGCGCAGACUUGAAGGAGAGGAGGAGAGGAAAGGGGGAGAGUGAGAGACACACAAAAAAGAGACAGAGACAGAGAGAGAGAGAGAGAGAGAGAGAGAGA
This is a messenger RNA of Aplysia californica (California sea hare), 1419 nucleotides long. RefSeq lists its product as uncharacterized. The record is from RefSeq and is a predicted model, not a curated record. NCBI's taxonomy places the organism in Eukaryota, Metazoa, Mollusca, Gastropoda, Aplysiida, Aplysiidae.